AUGUCGCUCCAUCAAGAGCUCCUUCGUCGAUGGUAUUCUGUGAUGAAUCCUAGCAGUGUGAAGUCUGCGUCCGUACUGGUCAUCGAAGACACUUCUAAUCCAAGGGAACGCCUGGCGGGCCCGCUUGCCCGCCCCGUCCCCGGGACGCCCCCUGGCGGGGCCUUCUGCCCUCCCGUCCCCGGGACGCCUGGGCGGGGCCGCUGCCCGGCCCGUCCCCGGGACGCCCUGGCGGGACCCUCUGCCCGCCAGUCCCCCCGGGACGCCUGGAGGGCGGCCGCUGCCCCGACCCGCUCCCCUGGGACGCCAGGCCGGUGCCGAUUGACCCGGCCCCGUCCCCCGGGACGCCUGGGCCGGGGCACGCCUGCCCGCUACCCGUCCCCGGGACCGCCUUGGGGGGGAGAUGGCCCGGCCCGGUCCCCGUCCCGGGGACGCGCCUGGGCGGGCCGCUUGCCCGACCCGUCUUUCCCCGGGACGGCCUGGCUGGGCCUCUGCCCGCCCGGGUUCCCCGGGACGCCCUGGCGGGCCACUUGCCCGCCCGUUGCCCCGGGGGGACGUAUUGGCGGGCUGGGAUGGGCCCGGCCCGUCCCCGGGAAAGCCCCUGGCGGGCGGAGGGGCCCGCCCGUCCGCCCCGGACGCCUGGCGGGCGGAGGGGCCCGCCCCCGUCCCCGGGACCGCCUGGCGGGCGAGGGGCCCGGCCCGCGACCCCGGUACGCCAUGGGGCGGGUCGGAGGGGCCCCGCCCGUCCCCGGGACGGACCUGGCCUGGGGGGCGGGAGGCCCCGCCGGUCCCCGGGGCGCCUGGCGGGCGGAGGCCCGACCGGGUCCCCCUGGGGAACGCCUGGGCGAGGGCGGAGGGGCCCGCCCGGGUCCCCUCCCCGGGACGCCUGCGGGGGGGCAAAACAUAUGGUUCUUCUCCGGGCUGCAGGAUCGUCCGCUCUAA
Messenger RNA from Macrobrachium nipponense, 939 nucleotides. Its product is annotated as cuticle collagen 1-like. The record is from RefSeq and is a predicted model, not a curated record. The transcript has 2 exons. NCBI's taxonomy places the organism in Eukaryota, Metazoa, Arthropoda, Malacostraca, Decapoda, Palaemonidae. The coding region runs from base 1 to 939 and encodes 312 amino acids.